GCCCGUAUAAGAUCGACUUGUCCACACUGCCAGUGCAAGUCCUAUGUCUGGAUUUCUUCGCAUCCUCUCAUCCUCAUUCUUUCUCUUUCUUUCUUUCUCUCUCUCUCUCUCUCUCUCCUUCCUUUCAUCUCUUUGUUUCUCUUAUCUCUGUCCGUUCUCUUCAUUAUAAAGUAAGGUCGACGUGUUGUUAUUAGAUAUCUGCAGUGUUGUUUGGUAUCAAAGAGUUUCUGUUGGUCUGCGUAGAUCGUGGACUUCGGACUCUUGUAGAAGAGAGAGAUUUACAAAUUGAACGUGGACAGGCUCGCGUGGAUUGGUGUGGUAGCUUGUCUGGAGGCGGUUUUGAAGUUCUUAAUUUCUGUCGAGAAGAAUGGCAGCAGUUCAAUCGAGUGGGACUCUUUCAUUCUUCGAUAGCGCGUGGUUUUUCAAGCUGCAUAAAUGUGUCAGCAGCAAACGGAGCGGUAGCAGCAAGUCGUCGUCUACUGCUAAGGGGGAGGAGGCUGGCUGUGGGGGUUCCGUGAAAGCCGAGGAGGAGCAGUCGUCGGCUGUGAAGUGCGACGUGGUUGAAGGGUUGACGAAAGAUGAUUGGAAUUGCUCAAGGCGGUCGGUUUCCUCGGCUUGCAAGGAGUACUCGGCUGCACAUGAGUUUUGCGACAAGGCGGCGGUGAGCCUGGAGUCGGUAAAAUCUGAUCCCGAAGAGAUGAGAAGGGUGUUCCAGAGGUUCGAUGAGAACACCGACGAUCGAAUCUGCGCCAAGGAUCUGCGUCAGUUCAUGGGCCGGUUGGGAUUUCACAUGUCCGAGGAAGAGGCGGCGUCUAUGCUGGCGAGCGUCGAUCACAAUGGCGAUGGCAGCGUCGACUUCGACGAGUUCUUCUCGCUGUACAUGUCUCUGGUCGAGCAACAGACGGAGGACGAGGAGGAGACGUUGCUUGAAGCUUUUCAGGUGUUCGAUAAAAAUGCCGACGGAUUCAUUACAGCUCAAGAGCUUCAGACCGUCCUGCUGGAUCUCGGAAUGCCGGAAGGGAAGAGCCUGAAGAACUGCGAGAAAAUGAUUCGCAGUGUGGAUGCCGACGGUAAUGGCGAGAUCGACAUCACCGAGUUCAAGCAAAUGAUGAGUUCAACCAUGUGCUUCUGAAGUACUGGUAGACUCUUCGAUAUUGUAGAAGGCUUCUAGGCUAAGCAGCUGAGCUCAGCUCAACUCAGCCCAUUCACAAAUAUCGGCACAGUUUGUGAUUUUCACAUACUGCUCUUGACUGCACUUGAAAUUCCAGUGCCCAGUCUGUGCAAAUCACAUCACCUGUAGGAUUUCGAUUGUUCUUCAGUCCUCGAUGGGGUACUUUCGAUGUCCAUGUAUUUGCUCUUUCAGGUCUUAGCAAGGUUCCCAGCAGCAGACUGCAGACAACACAUUUAUAGUCCAAAUCCAAACUACAAGCGCUUAGAAGCGAAACUAGUUAUUCAUUCAUCCCUUACAUUCUGACUUGUACAUACGUAAGUGUAUUGUAUAAUAGCUUCAGUGUUUACCCAGAAACUUACUGAGAUUUCAAAAUUGUGUAGAGAUUUCGCGGUCUUCUCAGCAGAUAUCCACAGUGCCAGAUCUGUGCACUCCAUCUGCUGGUUUUUGACCAGAAUUAUUUCUUUACAUUAAAACGUCAAAGAACCCGCUUAGAUAUCAAGAUUUCUGCCACCGUUUUCAAGCGCAAGCUUAGCUUCAGCACUUGAAUCGGAUAUAGUAUAUAAUCUAGUCCCAGAGAAAAGGAACGACCAAUGGCGAGGGACGAAUCUUGAGGUGCAAACUAUGACAGCUGCAGAGAAUGCAGCUUGUAACAGCAGUGGGAAUCACCACGAUGUCAUUUUGCAUAUCUUACUGACUAACUGGAACAAAACUGUAUAAAAAACAUUUGAGCGGAUCAGCUAUACUGGCCCUCUUUGUUUAUUCCUUGUCUUGUGUAUACUUCUCGUCCUCCUUUGUGCUCUUUGUGCACCUUCUGCAUGCGCUUUUUUUUUUAUUUUCCCUUUUAUAUUUCUCAUGGACGACGCUGCGCUUUUCUUGGACUUCAGAUUCUGUCC
Marchantia polymorpha subsp. ruderalis is the source of this 2064-nucleotide messenger RNA. The record is from the annotation of a GenBank genome assembly. Lineage: Eukaryota; Viridiplantae; Streptophyta; Marchantiopsida; Marchantiales; Marchantiaceae.